UUUUUGGACAUGAUAAUCUUAACGAUUCUUUCCAUCCUAGUAAUGACCGGAUUUGUUCUGGGAAAUUUGGCCAAUGGCUUCAUAGCACUGGUGAAUUGCAUUGACUGGGUCAAGAGACAGAAGUUCUCCUGGACGGAUGGAAUUCUCACUGCUCUGGCGGUCUCCAGAAUUGCUUUGCUCUGGGUAAUAUUACUUUAUUCUUAUUCAACUGCGUAUAAUCCAGUUCUACAAAGCGUAAAAGUAAGAAUUAUUGUUAAACUUGUCUGGAUAGUAAGCAACCAUCUUAGCACCUGGCUUGUUGCUCUCCUCAGCAUAUUUUAUUUGCUUAAGAUAGCCAAUUUCUCCAGCCACAUUUUUCUUCACCUAAAGAGGAGAGUUAAAAGUGUACUUCUCAUCAUAAUAUUAGGGAGUUUGCCCUUUUUAGUGACUCACUUUGCAAUGGCAGGUAUAACCGAGACUACGCUGACAGACAGAUGUGAAGGAAACAUGACUUGGAAGACCAAAAUCAGAGACAUCAUAUGCUUGUCAAAUAUGACUGUUUCCACUUUAGUUAUUGCCAUACCCUUUACCAUGUCCCUGAUAUCUUUUCUACUACUAAUCUUCUCCCUGUGGAAACAUCUCAAGAGGAUGCAGCUCAGAGGCAAAGGAUCCCAAGACCCCAGCACCAAGAUCCACAUCAGAGCGUUGCAAACCAUAGUCUCCUUUCUCUUGAUGUUCGCUGUUUUCUUCAUGGCUCUCAUCAUCUCUAUUUGGAGCCAUAGUCAAGUCCUGAGAAAACCCAUCCUCCUGUUAUGCCUGGCUAUAGGAAUUCUGUAUCUUUCAAUCCAUUCACUUAUCUUGAUUUGGGGAAACGAGAAGCUAAAGCAGGCCUGGUUGUCAUUUCUGAGGCAGCUGAGGUGCUGGCUGGAGGAGAGGAAGGGGUUGGUAGCUCCCGUGUCUUCGUGCAGAAAACAAACCUCUUCUACUCCUAUUGCGCCUUCUAAUAUGUACGCAAUAGAGUAA
This is a messenger RNA of Talpa occidentalis (Iberian mole), 1002 nucleotides long. RefSeq names its product taste receptor type 2 member 31-like. NCBI's taxonomy places the organism in Eukaryota, Metazoa, Chordata, Mammalia, Eulipotyphla, Talpidae. The record is from RefSeq and is a predicted model, not a curated record. Gene Ontology annotation, biological process: G protein-coupled receptor signaling pathway; sensory perception of taste; detection of chemical stimulus involved in sensory perception of bitter taste. Gene Ontology annotation, cellular component: membrane. The transcript has a single exon. The annotation marks the transcript as partial. Gene Ontology annotation, molecular function: G protein-coupled receptor activity; bitter taste receptor activity.